Molecule: messenger RNA, 1990 nt
Organism: Rattus norvegicus (Norway rat)
Lineage: Eukaryota; Metazoa; Chordata; Mammalia; Rodentia; Muridae
Source: RefSeq, a predicted model, not a curated record
GCCGGUCACGUCAGGCAGUAGGCGCAAGGCGCGCGUGAGCCGGUGCGCGUGCGCGCCCACCCCAACAUCCACCCCCCCUCCCGCCGCUUCUCCAGUCUUGCAGCCGCAAGCGCCGCGGGGAGUCGCUCGCCACUGGAGCAGGCAGUUCCCGAGUUACGUUCUGUUGCAUCUGGGAACCGAGGAGAGCCCAGUGAAGGCUGCCGUGACAAUGAAGAGUAAAAGGAUCUCAGUGUAGGCACAGGAAGAGGCCUAGGGCAAGGCCUGCUAACCUGUUUCAGGAGGCGCAUCCCAUCCGGGUCCAUUCUCUGGGGAAGCCACAGCUUCCUGGUGGGGCUCUUCGGAAAUGGCCCCAGGACCCCCCGCGCUGCUGCUGCUACUGCUGGGUUUAUUGCUGCUGCCGCUGCUGCCUGGACUCCCACCCCGCGCCACCGGCUGUCCCGCCGCCUGCCGCUGCUACAGCGCCACAGUGGAGUGUGGCGCCCUACGGUUGCGCGUGGUCCCACCGGGAAUCCCUCCGGGGACGCAGACGCUGUUCCUGCAAGACAACAGCAUCGCGCACCUGGAGCAAGGCGCCCUGGCACCGCUUGCUGCCCUGCGACACCUCUACCUGCAUAACAAUACCCUGCGGGCGCUGGAGUCUGGCGCCUUUCGUGCACAGCCCCGCCUGCUUGAACUGGCGCUGACCGGCAACCGGCUUCGGGGAUUGCGUGGCGGCGCCUUUGUGGGCCUGGUCCAGCUUCGAGUGCUUUACCUGGCUGGAAACCAGCUGGCGAAGCUGCUAGAUUUCACCUUUUUGCACCUGCCGCGACUACAGGAACUUCAUCUUCAAGAAAACAGCAUUGAAUUACUGGAAGACCAGGCCCUGGCUGGGCUUUCCUCCCUGGCCCUACUGGACCUCAGCAGGAACCAACUGGGCACCAUCAGCAAGGAGGCCCUGCAGCCUCUGAGCAGCCUACAAGUGCUACGCCUCACAGAGAACCCAUGGCGUUGUGAUUGUGCCCUUCACUGGUUGGGCUCUUGGAUCAAAGAGGGGGGCCGACGGCUGCUGAGCUCCAGAGACAAGAAGAUCACAUGCGCAGAACCUCCACGCCUGGCGCUACAAAGUCUGCUGGAAGUAUCUGGGGGUAGCCUUAUCUGCAUUCCUCCCUCCGUGAACGCGGAGCCCCCGGAACUCACAGCUAAUCUGGGAGAGGACCUGCAGGUUGCCUGUCAGGCAUCAGGCUACCCACAGCCCCUGGUGGUCUGGAGAAAGAUGCUCCAGCCUCGCGAUGGUAAGCCUCAAGCACAGGUCCAGCUGGAAGGUGGGGCACCAGGCCUGGGCGGGCAUGCCACCCGUGACACCGGCAGCGGCAUGCUCUUCCUCACCAACAUCACACUGGCUCACGCAGGCAAGUACGAAUGCGAGGCCACCAAUGCUGGUGGCAAAGCGCGGGUGCUCUUCCAUCUACUGGUCAACGCAUCCCGGCAGCAGUCCCAGCAGCUACCCGCGCCGCAAGCCCCGGCUACACGCCCGGUGGGACAAGAACCACAACACGAGGGAGGCAGCAUGGCCUUCCGAGCGCUGGGGCUAGCAACGCAGACAGCGAUCACAGCAGCCAUAGCGCUGCUGGCGCUCACCGCGCUGUUGUUGGCAGCUAUGAUCUGCAGACGCCGACGUCGGCGGAAAAAGAUGCCUGUGCCGUCGGGGGAAGGCACCCUAUUUGUCAAUGACUAUUCGGAUGGGCCUUGCACCUUCGCACAGCUCGAGGAGCUCCGUGAUGACCAUGGACACGAAAUGUUCGUUAUUGACCGGUCCAAGCCCCUGUUCACAGAGAUACCGCCGGAGGAGCCCCCGGAACACAAUCCUCCCGAGGGCCUCAGGUCUGGGACACGCCUCCCUACACGUGUGGCCUAUGAGAUCCAUUGCUGAGCUUGCGCGUACUAAUGACAUAAGCACUGGGGAUUGGCCGGUGCAGAACCGCGCAUGCUCAAAGUAAAGUUGAAGCCAGGC